AUGGGAAUUGGCUUAAUAAUUUUAUAUUUAUUAAUUGGUUUAUUAGCCUAUGAUUUUACAAAAAAGAAUAAAAAAAUUAGUAAAAAUGAUCCAAAGCAACCAUUGGCAAUUCCAGUAUUAGGACAUUUACAUUUAUUUGGAAGUCAACCACAUCGUUCUUUAACAGAAUUAGCAAAGAAAUUUGGUGGAAUUUUUACAUUAUGGAUGGGUGAUGAAAGAUCAAUGGUCAUAACAGACCCAAAUAUACUUCGUGAAUUAUAUGUUAAAAAUCAUUUAAAUUUUUAUAAUAGAGCUUCAUCAGAAUCUAUUAGAAUUUAUAGUGGAAAUCUAGUUGAUAUAUCAUUUUCAGUUGGUGAAUCAUGGAAAAAUAGACGUAGAUAUGUUUCUGCUGCACUCACAAAAACAAAAGUUUUAAAUGUAAUAACUUUAAUCGAAGAACAAGCUAACUUUUUAAUUAAUUCGAUGCAAUAUUAUGCAAAAAGUGGUGAACCUUUUUUCCCACAUAAAUAUUAUAACAAAUAUACAAUGAAUAUUGUUAUGAGUAUUGGAUUCAGUAAAACAAUUAGUGAAAAUGAAAGUGUUGAAGAAGGACCAAUUUCACAAUUAAUAAUACCAUUUUAUAAUAUUUUGGAAAAUCUUGGAUCUGGAAAUCUUGGUGAUUAUGUUUGGUAUACACAACCAUUUUUUUAUUUUAAAAAUAAAAAGUUAGAACAAGAUACUAAAAAAGUUUAUACAUUCUUGGAAGAAAUAUAUAAUGAACAUAUUAAAAAUCUUGAUGAAUCAAAUCCAAGAGAUUUAAUGGAUCAAUUAAUUAUUUCAACUGGUGGUAAAGAAAAAGAUAUGGUAAUUCAUGUUUCAACUGAUUUCUUAUUAGCUGGAAGUGAUACAAAUGCAAGUACACUUGAAUGGUUUUGUAUUUUCUUAGCAAAUAAUCCAGAAAUUCAAAAGAAAGCAUAUGAAGAAUUAAUUUCAGUUGUUGGAAAAGAUUGUAAAGCUGUAACUACUAAAUAUAGAGAUGAUUGUCCAUAUUUAGUUGGUGCAAUUAAAGAAACCCUUAGAAUGCGUACUCCAGCACCAUUGAGUUUAAUUAGAGUUUCGGAAGAGGAUUUUAUGACAUCAGGUGGUAUAUUUAUUCCAAAAGGUACUCAAAUCGUUCCAAAUCUAUAUGGUAUUGGUCAAAACUUUGUUGAUGAUCCAUCAAGUUAUAAACCAGAAAGAUGGGUUGAAUAUUAUAAAAAUAAAACCCCAACUAGAGAAAUGGAGGCUACAACUGAAACAAAAUCAAAUAUUACAACUGAAAUAUUACCAAAUGAUUUGGAUAAAGUAGUUUUACCAUUCUCUAUUGGUCCACGUAAUUGCCCAGGUAAUAUCAUUAGUGAAAUUAAUUUAUUUUUAGCUUGCUCAAAUAUUUUAUUAAAUUUUGAGUUUUCAAAUGGUGGAAAAAAGAUUGACGAAACUGAAGUUUUUGGAAUUACAAUUCACCCAAAAGAUUUUUCAAUUCAAUUAAAAAAAAGAGAAUAA
Messenger RNA from Dictyostelium discoideum AX4, 1521 nucleotides. It is a transcript of the gene CYP519E1, whose product is annotated as cytochrome P450 family protein. The transcript has 4 exons. Bases 1 to 1521 code for a protein of 506 amino acids. The record is from RefSeq and is a predicted model, not a curated record. NCBI's taxonomy places the organism in Eukaryota, Evosea, Eumycetozoa, Dictyosteliales, Dictyosteliaceae.